AUGGUUCGCAUCUUCUCUGCGGUCCCCGGAGGCGCCAACAGCCGCACAAGAGGCCUCUUUGGAUCCACCCAAGGGGCUUCCACUCUACCACCUUCCAACUUUAGGAACACGCUUGACCUUCUUCCUCUCACCACUGUCUGCCGACUUUGGAGAGACAUCCUUCUCAACUCCCCCGCUCUCUGGACCAGUCUCUCCUCUGCAGACCCUCGUUGGGGCGCCUCGUCCUCCUUCUUUAGUGAACCUGAGCGAGCUUUGCACAUCUCUCGACUUCGUCCAGGGAUGACUUCCGCAAGACCGCUGUACAUCGUCUCUGCUGAACCAAUCCAGGAUAGUGGGAACUCGCAUUUCUUCCGUGAGAAUGGCCAUCGCAUAGAGGAGCUCACCGUGACUAUGCACCUGUACGGAACGAUGUGGUGUCCAGCUCCCAACGGGUCACAGCACUCACCACCAUUCCAUUCCUUGUCAUUCCCCCCGACAUCGCUCAAACGCCUUACCCUUACGGGUCAAGCACGUCUUGAUUACGGAACGGUGUGGCAAAACAUUCCCUUGUUCGACGGCGUUGAGCUUGCGAUAAACUCUUUAUUCAUGCACAGCAUACCUUUCCUCCCAGUCAACCCUACCCCCUUUCUAACCUGUCUUGUUCUCUCGUGGUCAUUGUACGAUAACAUACCACGCACGGGUGGGCCGGUGCGCGAGCUUCUUACCUUCCUCUCCAAUACGCCAUCUCUCCAAAAGGCCUACAUCGACGGCGUCACGGAAGAUGUUGAAGGCACAUCUGUCACUCAAAUCGUCCAUCUCCCUUUUUUACGCACACUCAAGCUCUCUCCCGGGAGAGCUGCCGCGACUGUAUUCUCUCAGCUCUCUCUCCCUCCUCAGUGCCUCACCUUCUUGAACCGCAUCGACAUCCGUUCUGGGGACUGCGUUGCCGCUGUCUCCACGGCAAUUCCGCUGCAUACCCACCGUGGCGCCGCGAAGCUCUACUGUUCCUGGGACCCGGGUUAUUUCCAGGGCAGCGUCGGCUCCAUCUCCAUCCAAGCCAUCUGGCCCGAGGACGGCGGCGGGCUUCGCCUCCACCUGGCGUCGCAGCAGCAAGGCGAGGACCUCACGGACGCCUGCGACGCCCUCGACGUCUUGCUCUCCGCCCUCGCGGGGGUGGACGAGGUCUGGUUGCGCGGCGCCGGGUCGGAGAUGUUCGUCGCGCGGGCCGCCCCGCAGAUGCUCCUCCGCCGCUGCACCGCCGUCAAGGCGCUCCACGUCCACGCGAUCGUCCCGUUCGGCCGGGAGAGCGUGCCAGCGCUGUGGCCGCCCGCGCACGUCUGGCCCGCGCUGGAGCGCCUGCACGUCUGCUUGAACGGCACGGAGGGCCUGCAGGACCUCGCCGGCCUGCUCCGGGCCAGGAAAGACGCGGGACGGCGGGUGGAGGAGCUCCGUGUCUCGCACCAGGCGAGGGCGGAGGCGGCGAGGGAGGUGGAGGCCAUCCGGGGCGCGACGGAGGCGCAUGUCGGGAACGUCGAGGUCGGGUGGAACUUGUACGAACAGGGUUCGUGGGACACCGUGUUACCGCGGAUCGUUUUGCCGGCGGAGAGCAAUGUGUUUUGGCCCUCGUGGGUAGGAGACACCGUGUUCGGGUGA
Messenger RNA from Epithele typhae, 1632 nucleotides. RefSeq lists its product as uncharacterized. Lineage: Eukaryota; Fungi; Basidiomycota; Agaricomycetes; Polyporales; Epitheliaceae. The transcript is spliced from 2 exons. The coding region runs from base 1 to 1632 and encodes 543 amino acids. The record is from RefSeq and is a predicted model, not a curated record.